ACUGAUGAUGAAGAGGAAAGAAGAAACAAGCAAAGAAAUUUCGACGGCGAUGGUUUUAUCAUGAAUGAGCUGUGGGUCCUGUGCACUUGGCCGAGUACGGCUUAGCUGCAUAGUCACGUGAGCCUGCUCGGCUUUGGCUUGGACGGACGGCUUUGGCGAACCGUGGCAGCCAGCCAGGAGUCCAGCAGCCAGCUGCAAGUGAGCCAGCGAGCGCGCAUCACCAAAUUUUCUGAUGUCUUGACUUCCUGGGUGGGACAGCACUUCAGAUCAUCAUCCACACAACCACGAUCCCUCAUUACAUUGGCAGCCUUUGGCCCUGGCGACAUCGACGAAUACUAUUCUCACACACUCUGCACAAUGUCAUCCGUAUGGACUGCCCUGACGGGCGGCAACAAGCCCCAACAGCCCCAAUCCCACGACACAUAUAGCGCUCCUCAACAGACCACCUCGACAACCACCCGCGCGUACGAUCCCUCCGAAGGACAGGGCGUCGAGUCUUUCCUCAACAACUCUGCCUUCUCCGACCCCUCACAACUCCACCCGCUCGCUGGUCUGAACCAGGACUCCCUCGAGUACCUCACCCUCGAAGAUGGCGUGCUCUCCGACCUCUCCGGCUCCCAGUCCGUCCUGCCGUCGCGCGGCUUCACCGACGAUCUCUGCUACGGCACUGGUGUCACAUAUCUCUCCGGACUGACGCUUGGUGGUGCGUGGGGUCUGCAGGAAGGCCUCCGUCGCUCCGCUGGGCAAGCACCCAAGUUGCGCCUCAACUCCGUCCUCAACGCCGUGACGCGCCGUGGUCCGUAUCUGGGCAACUCGGCGGGUGCCGUGGCCAUCACAUACAACUGCAUCAACUCGCUGAUCGGGUACUUCCGGGGCAAGCACGAUGCGGCCAACUCGGUCGCUGCGGGUGCGCUCAGUGGUAUGGUGUUCAAGAGCACACGGGGCUUGAGGCCGAUGAUGAUCUCGGCCGGUCUCGUCGGAUCCGUGGCUGGUGCCUGGGCGGUCUUCCGCCGGUCAUUCUUCCCUGUGCCGGAGCAGGCUGCUGGCGUCAGCACCUCCGACUCGCUGUAAACUAUCAAGUUCCCCUAUAAUUACUCACCCGAACAAAAAAAAGGCAUGAGGUCUGGCCCCGACGGCCAGGCGAGGAUGUUCGCAUGAAGAGAGUGGAUGAGAGUCACAUCUUUCCUUGUAUAUGCUGCAAUACAGCGCUUGUUUCUUAUAAAGCAUGGUUUACGGGGUGAGCUCUCUACUCCCAAUGUACGGUUGGACAGAUGAGUCUUUGUUGCUUGUACAUUACACUAGGAUUCCGGGCAUCGAGCAUAGACCGCGGAGGCUGGGGCGUCUGGGCUGCAAACGUCAUUAAUCAAUACUCUAUCAUAUCAAGCUGCCUUACGUGGGUACGAAGCA
Molecule: messenger RNA, 1407 nt
Organism: Emericellopsis atlantica
Lineage: Eukaryota; Fungi; Ascomycota; Sordariomycetes; Hypocreales; Bionectriaceae
Product: Tim17/Tim22/Tim23/Pmp24 family-domain-containing protein
Exons: 2
Coding region: 358-1071 (237 amino acids)
Biological process (GO): protein import into mitochondrial matrix
Cellular component (GO): TIM23 mitochondrial import inner membrane translocase complex; mitochondrial inner membrane
Molecular function (GO): transmembrane protein transporter activity
Source: RefSeq, a predicted model, not a curated record